Molecule: messenger RNA, 723 nt
Organism: Cornus florida
Lineage: Eukaryota; Viridiplantae; Streptophyta; Magnoliopsida; Cornales; Cornaceae
Product: monothiol glutaredoxin-S2-like
Exons: 1
Coding region: 152-457 (101 amino acids)
Source: RefSeq, a predicted model, not a curated record
CCCCCAUGGGGCUCAAUUUUCGUCAUAGCCAAACCAUAGUGUUCUCUCAACCAUCACAACUCACAUUGCUCGAUCUGUGUCAUUGUUUGGCAUUUGAAGUUGACAUAUACUUACCCAUAUAGCUUAAUUUUUCUUCACGUCACUGCAAUUAAUGGAGAGAGUAAAGAGAAUGGUGUCUGAAAGGCCACUAGUGAUCUUCACUAGAAGCUCUUGCCCCAUGUCCCACACCCUCAUAACCCUCUUUAGGAACUUCGGCGCUGACCCGGCCAUUCACGAGCUCGAUCAAAUGCCCAGAGGUCGAGAAAUCGAGCUGGCUCUGUCGAAUUUUGGUUACAAUACGGUGCCGGUAGUGUUCAUCGGUGGUGAAUUGGCUGGAGGAGCUAAUGAGAUCACUAGUCUUCACCUCGACGGGACCUUAGUCCCAUGGCUUAAGCGGGCGGGAGUUAUUUGGUUUUGAUGCUACUCUGCUAAUUACUCUAAAACAAAAAAAGAGUUUCUUUUUUAGAACUGUAACUCACAAAAUAAAUAACUGUGUUUUACUAGUCACAUACAGUGACAUUAGGUACGUUCUCAACCAUCAUAUAGAGCUAGCCUAGCCUACUGUAGUUCUAAUGACAGUACUACUGAAUAAUGUAUGCUAGGCUGUUUUUUGUAAUAUGAAGUAAUAUAUAUAAUCUCCUUAGAGAUUUUGCUAGUAAUAAAGAUCAGCUUACAAUGAUUAAA